ACGCCCCGUACCGGUAGCCUUGGGAAUUAUAUAUUCGACUACUUAUUUUCUAUAUAUCCCACCUCUGAGCUAACAACUGGGUCUUUUCGAUUCUAUAAUUAUCAAUACCAUCCACCUCCCUCGCCUACUUCAACACAAUGGCCAUGCUUGGGUCCCUAAACUUUCCGCUUUUCGCUCAAUUGCCAAAUGAGUUACGACUACUUGUGUGGGGGCAGUAUGCUCUUCCAAGAGUGCCCAUAUAUUACGCCCGCUUCUUAUCGUACCCGCCACUCCGUGUCGAGUCUUUUCAGUCUAACUCCAUGGUUCGACGCCUCAUGCAGGUGAAUAGAGAAGCAAGAUCUGCGGUCUUGGGUAAUCGGCAGCUUUAUAUUUUUACAAAUGGCCGGCCUUAUGUCAUUUCACACCAACUUGCGCCGUUUUGUGAAAAUUCCCCUACCACGAAUGAGGACGAGUAUGGAUAUAAUUGGACCCGGCAGAGAUAUAUGUUUGUGGACUUCAAGAAGGAUAUAUUUUGUUUUGAAACCAUACGCUUGAUAGAGACCCGCGAACUGAGGCUUCCUGAUUGGCUUAUUUUCGAAGGGCAUAUCAAGAAUAUGACCUUUGAUCUCUCCGACGCCAUUUACACGCUGAAACAACUAUCAGUACCAUGGGGCGUAUUGCGCUAUUUGGAGUCUGCUUCUAAAGUUCUUAAUAGGUUCAUUUACCCAUAUCUUCGACUAAGCCUAAAGUCCUUCCGCCGCUUACAGUUCAUCAUCCACCCCGAGGAUCUCCUGGAACUUUACUGUCAGGACUUUUACGGAGGCUGAAGCACUGGAGGUACCAAUGUACCGCAGCUUAUGGAUCUCUACAUGGUAACGAAACCCAUUACGGCUCGAGAACGCUGAAAAUUGGCGUCGUAACAUUUUGUUGUACGAGAUGAGCCGAUUUACUAGGGAGGUAUCGUCAAAGAUUUCCGAAUUGUGUGAGCGAGACGUCUGUGUCGAUGUCAUCAUAAAGAGCCGCCG
Molecule: messenger RNA, 1004 nt
Organism: Daldinia loculata
Lineage: Eukaryota; Fungi; Ascomycota; Sordariomycetes; Xylariales; Hypoxylaceae
Exons: 2
Coding region: 138-806 (222 amino acids)
Source: RefSeq, a predicted model, not a curated record